GCGGCCUCGCCACUCUGCUCGUCGCCGCCGUCCCCGACCCCAGCCAGCGACGAGCCACCGGGUACCCCCGCGCGUGCCUCAGUCGCGCGACACGUGCCCGAGCGUCCGGACCGCCUCGCCCCCGCGCACAGCCACCCGCCGCUCUCCCUGGCCACCACGCACCACCGCAGCCCCGACCCCGACGAUCCCGACGAGGACCCGGACCUGCAGCCGCGGAUUCUCCACACGCAGACGCUCGCCCUCCACCACCACCCCGAGGACGACAGUGAACUCUCGCCCUCGGCCCACGUCAACUACAAGGACGAGCCCCUCAGUGUCAGUGUCGUCCACGAGGACUCGCAGCUGGACUCCCAUGACUCGGGCUUGCUGAGUCCCAGUGAACUCUCUCCUCGUGAAGGUCAGGUCAGUGUGCCCAGCAUGAUCGACGCGUCAGACUUCAGAUCGCUCCAGCCGGAGCCGAUCUACCAGAACUUGUCGUCUAUGAACGGCAGGAUGUCCCCGCCGGGCUUCUCGCCCUCGUCAGCCAGCAGCUACGCCACUCUGACGCCGCUGCAGCCCCUGCCCCCCAUCAGCACAGUGUCAGACAAGUUCGCGUACGGUCACACGGGUAAUGUGUCAGGCAGUUUCACCGUCAUGCAGAACAACGGGCUGGGCAACAUGCUGUCCAUGGGCUCGCCUUACCAGUACGACAAACUCUCCAUGUCGCCCCCACACUACACCUCGAACAACGGCCUCGGCCUCAACCUGGGCCACCAGCACUCGCCGCUCUCGCCGCACUCCUACCAGAAUGGCCUGGCGUCCCCGCAGAAGUCCCUCAGCCCCACGGGCUACGACUCGCCAUACACGCGGCAGGACAUGAGUCGUACGACCCUGGCAGCGCCCCAGUCGCCCACGCUGUCCCCGCCAGUGUCUCUACAUUCUCCACCACAAGCCUUCUCCACCUUCAGCGCGGCGCCCACGCCCACGCCCACCACCACGUCCCUCAACAUGAACGGGCUGUCGGGCGGCAGCGGGCUGGGCUCGCUCUCGCCCCAGGCCGUGUCCCCACACAGCCCCAACUACAGCCCCCACCACCACCUCCAAGUGCCACCCUCGCCGCCCCCCAUCAAGCAGGAGCCCACCCUGCACAGUGCGAGCCUGGGCUGCCAGCUGGCCAACAUGACGCCCACGAUGGCCACCACCAUGUCACAGAGUCCUCCCCACGCCCACAUGUCGGUCACGAUGGCCCAGCAAGCCAUGGUCCCGUCGGCGCCCAUGUCGGUGGCGACGGCGUCCAUAGGCAGCGGCCAGGUGCCCAUGAAGACGGCGCAGAUGGCCACGACGAGCGCGGGGAGCGUGAGCGCUGCAGCGGGCGAGGUCGAGGAAAUCAACACCAAAGAACUGGCGCAGCGAAUUUCGGCCGAACUCAAGAGGUACUCCAUCCCUCAGGCCAUCUUCGCGCAACGCGUCCUGUGCCGCUCCCAGGGCACGCUCUCCGACCUGCUCAGGAACCCCAAGCCCUGGUCCAAGCUCAAGUCCGGCCGGGAGACCUUCAGGCGGAUGUGGAAGUGGCUGCAGGAGCCGGAGUUCCAGCGAAUGUCAGCCCUCAGAUUAGCAGCGUCCAUGGUCACAGGUGGGUACGGCUAUGGCGAAGGACAGCGCGCGUCGGGGGGAGAUCCAGCCUUCUACCAAGAACCUGACAUUUAG
Messenger RNA from Penaeus indicus, 1686 nucleotides. Its product is annotated as homeobox protein onecut-like. The record is from RefSeq and is a predicted model, not a curated record. Gene Ontology annotation, cellular component: nucleus. Gene Ontology annotation, molecular function: RNA polymerase II cis-regulatory region sequence-specific DNA binding; DNA-binding transcription factor activity, RNA polymerase II-specific. The annotation marks the transcript as partial. Lineage: Eukaryota; Metazoa; Arthropoda; Malacostraca; Decapoda; Penaeidae. Gene Ontology annotation, biological process: regulation of transcription by RNA polymerase II. The transcript has 4 exons.